Messenger RNA from Peromyscus eremicus (cactus mouse), 3216 nucleotides. It is a transcript of the gene Slc37a1, whose product is annotated as solute carrier family 37 member 1. Lineage: Eukaryota; Metazoa; Chordata; Mammalia; Rodentia; Cricetidae. The record is from RefSeq and is a predicted model, not a curated record. The transcript is spliced from 20 exons. Gene Ontology annotation, molecular function: glucose 6-phosphate:phosphate antiporter activity. Gene Ontology annotation, biological process: glucose-6-phosphate transport; phosphate ion transmembrane transport. Bases 681 to 2282 code for a protein of 533 amino acids. Gene Ontology annotation, cellular component: endoplasmic reticulum membrane.
UAGAGAACCGGGGACCAGCCAAGCGCUAGAAGUGGCGUUGGGCGACAGUGCCGGGCGAUCCCGACGCUGAGUUCCCGGGGAAGUGGAAGCAGAAGGCUCCCCGAGGCCCGGGGCUGGGAUCGCCUAGCUGCGUUGCCCGGUCCCCUCCCAGUCCCGGGCCGUGGUGACAGCUGUGGGGAGCCGGCUGCUGGAGACCCAGUGCUUUGUCUGCAGCCGCGCGUUGGGGACGUGGGCGUGCCCGUAGCCUUCGCCACCGGGCCAGGAGGCUGUACGACCGACCGGGGAGGAGCCGGCUCGCAAAGCCCUUGGGAAAGCUCGCAGGCAGCACCCUGGGUUCUCGGGUUGUUUGUUUGCUAAAGAACUGCUUCCUGGAGCCCGGGCUCGGUGACCAACGCGGUGACAGCUAACCUUCUGGCGGUAAUAAAAGGUUUAAAUCACCGGAAAGUCCCCUAGGCGCAUGCACCAAUCUUCCAGCUCUCGGGGUUCACUCUGGGAUCUUGGUGACCUGCAGAGCUCAGCCGACCCUGAUGGAAGGAAGAGGGGGCAGGGCCCAGUAGGACACGUCUGUUGUUGCUGCUUUCCAGGCUGUGUGAACUGCAGGGCUGUCAAAAAACAACCAUAACCUGUUUCCUGGAGCAUCUGAUUACGGGACUGGAGCUCCGAGGUCAGGAACGACGUAAAUGGCUCGACUCCCUGUAGGCAUCCGCUUCAUCAUCGCCUUCUCCAGGGAUCAGUGGUACCGGGCCUUCGUUUUCGUGCUGACAUUCCUGCUUUAUGCCAGCUUCCACUUAUCCCGAAAGCCUAUCAGCAUAGUGAAGGGCGAGCUCCAUAAGCAGUGUGCUGCAGGGGAUGAGCCUGAGCCCAGAUUCAGUGGCCGGAGCAGCAGUUCCAGGCAUGGCCCCACCCACUGGCUCCUGGACAAUGAGACCGACUGUGGCUGGGCCCCUUUUGAUAAGAACAACUACCAGCAGCUACUUGGAGCCCUGGAUUACUCCUUCCUGUGUGCCUAUGCCAUCGGGAUGUACCUGAGUGGCAUAAUAGGGGAACGCCUGCCGAUUAGGUAUUACCUGACAUUUGGGAUGCUGGCCAGUGGCGCCUUCACAGCCCUGUUCGGCGUGGGCUAUUUCUAUAACAUCCACAGCUUGGGAUUCUACGUGAUGACCCAGAUCCUUAACGGGCUGGUGCAGACCACAGGCUGGCCGAGUGUCGUUACGUGCCUCAGCAACUGGUUUGGAAAAGGAAGGCGAGGCCUGAUCAUGGGGAUUUGGAACUCCCACACCUCCGUGGGCAACAUUCUGGGGUCCUUGAUUGCCGGCUACUGGGUGUCCACAUGCUGGGGACUGUCGUUUAUCGUGCCCGGGGCCAUCGUGGCAGCCAUGGGGAUCGUGUGCUUUCUCUUUCUCAUUGAACAUCCGAAGGACAUCAAGUGCUCCUCCACCCUGCCCACGCAUUCCAAAGUCUCUGAGAAUGGCAUCAACAGAUUUAGACUGCAGAAGCAAACCGCACACACUGAAAAGAACGGACCUCUGGACCCAGAGCUGCAAUGCUUACUGCUCUCUGAUGGGAAGAGCCCCCUCCACCCGAGCCAUAUCGUCGUCCUUCCUGGUGACAGCAGCGGCAGCAUGGCGGCCAUCAGCUUCACAGGAGCCCUGAGGAUCCCGGGCGUGAUUGAGUUCUCUCUGUGCUUGCUGUUCGCCAAGCUGGUCAGCUACACAUUCCUGUUCUGGCUCCCGCUGUACAUCACCAGUGUCGAUCACCUGGAUGCCAAGAAAGCUGGGGAGCUGUCCACACUGUUUGACGUGGGCGGGAUCUUCGGUGGGGUCCUAGCAGGUGUGAUCUCCGACCGCCUGGAAAAGCGGGCCUCCACCUGCGGUCUGAUGCUGCUGCUGGCAGCACCCACGCUCUAUGUCUUCUCCUCCGUCAGCAAAAUGGGACUGGAAGCCACCAUAGCCAUGCUGCUCCUCAGUGGGGCCCUGGUCAGCGGGCCCUAUGCACUGAUUACCACGGCCGUCUCUGCAGACCUGGGGACUCACAAAAGUCUGAAAGGGAACUCUCACGCCCUGUCCACCGUGACAGCCAUCAUCGACGGCACUGGGUCUGUAGGAGCUGCCUUGGGCCCCCUACUGGCAGGGCUCAUCUCCCCUUCAGGAUGGAGCAACGUGUUCUACAUGCUGAUGUUUGCAGACGCCUGUGCCUUACUGUUCCUGAUCCGCCUCAUACACAAGGAACUGAGUUGUCCAGGGCCGGCUGCAGGGAUCCAGGCUCCGCUGAAGGAACACUGACCAUGAGUCCUCCGGAGUGCCCGGGGCCCGUCUUAGACACACACACUGUCUUUGGAAAAGCUGAAAGGAAGGAUCCUGUCAUAAAAAGAAAGACUCGCCUUUGCACGUGCAUCUGGGAGCGACUCACAAGCUACCCUGAGACCUGCUGGACAGACAGACAUGGAGCUCAGAAUGACAGUGGGGAGCCUGCCUGGCUGUGUCCCACUGCCUUAAUGGGCCAAGGCCCAAUGGCCCAGCCAGCCCCAGCCUGGCAGGUGCGUGGUGCCCGCUAGCCACUGAACUCUAGCCUGUACAGUGACAGGAAGGACUGGCCUGCAGCGCCCAGGCAGCCCACCCCUCUCAGGUACCCAGUGCAGAAUGUUUAUAGCCUGUGAGCCCAGGCCAUCCCACUCUCCUGUGUCCUGAAUGUGCAGGGUGAAAGGACAGGACAGGUCACAAAUGUCCCACCAACUAACCAACAGCAUGAGAAAGCCCAAUUACAGACAGAAACUGAGAUGGAGUCCACACCCAGCAGUCACGAAGACCCAUGCUCGGUACCAACCAGGAAACUGGUCAUGUCAAGACGUGAAUGAGUGUGAAGCAAUAAGCCCCCCCCCAACAAGAUGGGGACGCUGGGAAGGCCAGUCCCAAAGCUCGUGCCGUGGUCCCCUGCAGGAUGGAGAAGCACAGAAGCUGGGGAGGGGGUUUCAUGGGGUACCAGAAGCAAUGGGUCCCACCCAGCCAUCCCUCUUACCCCAGACACCUGGGCUGUUUCUAGACCCACAGGGAUUAUUUAUUUUAAAUGUAUAAUGUGCUAUAUAGAUUUUAAGAGAUAUAAAUGGGGUUUUAUUUAUUGAGACAAACUAUGAUUGUUCUGUGGCCAUUUGUCUUCUUAGUUGUAUGUAUCUGCUCUUUGAAAUAAAUGAGUUUUUAUUUAAAAAAAAAAAAAAGCCCA